AAACCAUCUCGAGGAUCCAUCAUCCAUGUCGACAAAACCGCAAAAGGAAGGACUGAGCGAUGGAAUUGGUUAUGGGGAGUAUAGGACCGAAGCCUAUGGUGGCUGCUAACGUUGUACGGCAAUCGUACCCGAUGAUAGCAUCAAUCUGCGCUGGCGUCAAAUCGCGGGGUCGAUGAGGUAGGUCCCGCAUGCUACUAAACGCGUACUUAUCACAGAUUUGGAGAGCUCUGGCGUUGUCAGGGUAAAGACGAUUGAUAAUCUGUUACUAGAGUAGUCUGCCUCCCACCUGCCUGCUUGCCCGUCGCCAGUUGGGGGAAAUAUGUUUAAUCGUCUGCCCCGCCACUGCUGCUGCUCUCCCACAGCUUCUUCAUCUUUCCUACCUCGACUCUCCUUCCCACAGGUCCGGCCGCUCCCUCGCGUGGUAACCCCAACAAAGAGCUACACAGCAUCAAGAACGUACAGCAUCAUGUCUGACCUGUUCGUGGAGCUCAAGACUCCCAAUGGCAAGACUUAUAAGCAGCCACGGGGUCUCUUCAUCAACAAUGAGUUUGUGAAGUCCAAGUCCGGCGAGACCAUAAGCUCGACAAACCCCAGUGACGAGAGCGAGAUCACGACCGUGUAUGCCGCCGGGCCCGAAGACGUACACGUUGCGGUUGCGGCAGCUAGGAAGGCUUUCAAGGAUCCCUCGUGGCGGGAUCUUGAUUCCACCGCCCGUGGAGCCAUCCUCUUCAAGUUCGCCGAGCUCAUCGAGCAGCACAGGGAGACACUUGCCGCAAUUGAGACGUGGGAUAACGGAAAACCGUUUUCUGUCUCGCUGAAUGAUGACCUAGGCGAAGUUAUUGGAACUAUCAAGUACUACGCAGGCUAUGCCGACAAAAUCCACGGUCAAGUCAUUGAGACUUCUCCAGCUAAGCUCGCAUACACUAUUCGCGAGCCAUUGGGCGUUUGUGCACAAAUUAUUCCAUGGAACUUCCCAUUGGCGAUGGCAGCUUGGAAAUUGGGCCCCGCCCUGGCCACAGGAAAUACUGUAGUCAUGAAAGCAGCAGAGCAAACACCUCUAUCUAUAUUGUAUCUAGCUACCCUCGUCAAGGAUGCAGGGUUCCCGCCUGGUGUCAUCAACAUCCUCAACGGCGAAGGCCGAAAAGCGGGAGCAGCACUUGCACAGCAUCUUGAUGUUGACAAGAUUGCGUUUACUGGAUCCACGGCAACCGGAAAGGAGAUCAUGAAGAUGGCGGCUGUGAACAUGAAAAAUAUUACCCUAGAGACAGGUGGUAAGUCACCAUUAGUCGUCUUCGAUGACGCCGAUCUCGAUCAAGCCGUCAAGUGGGCACACGUUGGAAUCAUGUACAACCAGGGACAAGUCUGCACGGCCACAUCACGAAUUCUGGUUCAGGAGGGUGUAUACGACAAGUUCAUCGAGGGCUUCAAGAAGCACGUCUCGGAGACGAGCGUGGUUGGCGAUCCCUUCAAGGACGACACCUUCCAGGGCCCUCAGGUCACCAAGACGCAAUUCGAGAGAGUUCUAUCAUACAUUGACGCGGGCAAGAAGGAAGGCGCGACACUUGUGGCGGGCGGAGAGGCAUACAAGAAUGUCGGUGGAAAGGGUUUCUUUGUGUCGCCUACCAUCUUCACCAAUGUCAAGGAUGAUAUGAAGAUUUACCGCGAGGAGGUCUUUGGACCAUUUGUGGUGAUUAGCUCGUUCAAGACUGAGGAGGAAGCGAUCCAAAGGGCCAAUGACACGACAUAUGGACUGGGUGCUGCCGUCUUCACACAGGACAUCACCAAAGGUCACCGUCUUGCGCGCUUGAUCGAGGCCGGUAUGGUCUGGAUCAACUCCAGCAACGAUUCCGACAUACGUGUCCCGUUCGGAGGUGUAAAGCAAAGUGGCAUCGGCCGGGAGUUGGGUGAGGCAGGCCUCGAGGCAUACACAAACAAAAAGGCGGUGCACGUAAACCUCGGCAACAGAUUGUAAAUUAUGUGUGAAUGAUUAUUGCACUGUGUAGGGAGUAGGGCGAGUGUUUGUAGCCUCUACCUCCGUCGAGGCCCAGACUGUCUGCACUGUAUUCCAGAAUGCGGCGUUUUCUGUAGGUAGGCGCAUGACGCACCGGUGCAACGAGGUACAUAGCGCUGGAAUGAGCUGGAAAUCCAAAGCCUCGUCGUCGGGAGCCGAGCCCUUGGGAGGUCUUGGGACUUGGGCGCUAGAUCGUGCAUCGUCUUUGGAUAGAUAUCCGGAGGGGAGUAUAUACCAAAAAGACAACAGACAUCAUUUCGAAUUCGAUACGAG
Aaosphaeria arxii CBS 175.79 is the source of this 2284-nucleotide messenger RNA. RefSeq names its product aldehyde dehydrogenase-like protein. The coding region runs from base 467 to 1972 and encodes 501 amino acids. Lineage: Eukaryota; Fungi; Ascomycota; Dothideomycetes; Pleosporales. Gene Ontology annotation, molecular function: oxidoreductase activity, acting on the aldehyde or oxo group of donors, NAD or NADP as acceptor. The record is from RefSeq and is a predicted model, not a curated record. The transcript is spliced from 4 exons.